AUGAGAGCUGUGGAGGUGGAAGACCUUAUAAGGGAAUAUAUUGGGGUUUGUGUUAUUAGCCAAGGAAGCCCUGCACCGGGUGUCUUGCACAGCACAGAGGUACAAGGCACUGUCAGAGACCUCAACUUCCUCCAGCUUCAGGACACUGGAUUUCCCUGCGGUGUUCAGCAACGUGGUGAAACGGCCGCUCUGCUUGGAGCCAGCUGCUGCCUCCGUGGGGAGACUUUGGGCAUCAUUGGACUAGGCCGAGUUGGACAGGCAGUGGCUGUGCGAGCCAAGUCCUUUGGCUUCAACGUGAUUUUCUAUGAUCCCUAUCUGCCGGAUGGAGUGGAGCGAUCCUUGGGUUUACAACGAGUAGGAACCCUGCAGGAUCUACUAAUGCACAGCGAUUGCAUCACAUUGCACCGCAGCCUGAACGAACAUAACCAUCACCUCAUCAAUGACUUCACUAUUAAACAGAUGCGCCAGGGCUGCUUCUUAGUGAACACAGCCCGCGGAGGGCUGGUAGAUGAGAAAGCCUCAGCACAAGCCUUGAAAGAGGGGAGAAUCAGAGGAACAGCAUUGGCCGUACAUGAGUCUGAGCCUUUCAGCUUUGCUCAGGGGCCCUUAAAAGAUGCACCCAAUGGGAUCUGUACCCCUCACACCGCCUGGUACAGUGAGCAGGCUUCCAUUGAAUCCAGAGCAGGUGCAGCUAAAGAGAUCCGCAGAGCUAUUACAGGUCACAUACCUGAUGCUUUGAGGAACUGUGUUAAUAAGGAGUACCUGCUGUUAGCAGCUCAGUGGUCCAGUAUUGAUCCUGCAACUGUCCACCCAGAACUCAGUGGAGCUGCAGCUUACAGGUUUCCUCCAGGAGUAGUGGGAGUAGCCACGCCUGGGCUACCAGAACCGCCAGUAGUGGAAGGGAUCGUAGCUCAUGGGAUCCCUCCUGUUUCUCACCAUGCACCGCGUACCCCUUCCCCAGGAGACACGAGCAAACUGGAUGCAGACAGAGAGAUUCCUGCUGACCAAUAGCAGCAUCUUUCUCUCCUCUGGCAGCAGAAAAAAGCAGGGGGGUAUCUCCUCCUAGGACCUUCUUUAACACCCGACAGAGACUGUUUCCUGUUCAUACAGGACGGGAGAAUGCAUUUCAUUACCGGCAAACUUCAGCUCUUGCCUUUAUUUUGUAACCCUUUUGUUUUAAUCUCUCAGUGAAUCUUUCUCCUUCUCUGAGGCAGGGCAGCAGUGACCUUGCCUCCCCUCAGAAAUACUUGGUUUAACAAAUGAGUUUUUCAGUAUAUCUGCCUCGGUUGUCUGUGAAAGGGAACUGUCCUUGUGCACUUGAGAAUAGAAGUGGAGCUGCCUGAUCAGGGAUGGCCCUCAGUGUUCCUAA
Tyto alba (common barn owl) is the source of this 1369-nucleotide messenger RNA. RefSeq names its product C-terminal-binding protein 2-like. The record is from RefSeq and is a predicted model, not a curated record. Bases 1 to 1011 code for a protein of 336 amino acids. The transcript is spliced from 2 exons. Lineage: Eukaryota; Metazoa; Chordata; Aves; Strigiformes; Tytonidae. Gene Ontology annotation, molecular function: NAD binding.